Molecule: messenger RNA, 918 nt
Organism: Metarhizium acridum CQMa 102
Lineage: Eukaryota; Fungi; Ascomycota; Sordariomycetes; Hypocreales; Clavicipitaceae
Biological process (GO): regulation of transcription by RNA polymerase II
Cellular component (GO): nucleus
Molecular function (GO): cyclin-dependent protein serine/threonine kinase regulator activity
Source: RefSeq, a predicted model, not a curated record
AUGGCCCAUCUCGCCAACCCCUUGGCGACCACGUCGCAAUUGUACCGGCACACCAUCCUGUCUUCCCUACCGCAGGAUCUCCAGGAAUCCAUCUUCAUCGCCACGCAAUGCCUUACGCAAGCCGCGGGGCAGCUUCUCGACCUACCCCAGUCUGUGACGGCACGAGCCAAUGUUAUUCUCGCGAGAUACUGGCUUGUAGAUUCGCCAAUGGCCCAUGAAUUCAGCGACGCCUCAGCAGCAGCAAUCUAUCUCGUCGCAAAAGUCGGCCCCAUUCCUCGAUCACCACGCGACGUGUCUAACGUAUACGCGUACCUCCUUUCCUCGAGCUCUACACUCCUCAAGACUGGACAAGUGCCUGAAAACGACCCAAAAACAUAUUACCAAUCCGAAGCCGAUUCCUUCUCAUUCCAGAAUCGGCUCCUCGCACUUGAAUCCCGCAUCCUCUAUGCCUUGACAUUCAACACCCAUGUUGCACUCCCGCACGCCUUAGCUAUAACCUACCUCCAAACAAUGGACUUUUUAUCCCAGCCAAAAUCCAGCAUCUCACGAAAGACGAUUCAACAUCUAAACACGGCGCUGCUAAGCCCGCAGAUGCUCUAUCUUACCCACCAACCGAACGCCCUUGCGACUGCAGCAAUAUACAAUGCUGCGAGAGACGUAGGGGCCAAGAUGCCAGAUUGUGACUGGUGGGAGGUUUUUGACGUGGACAGAGAGGAGUUGGGAUUCCUGGUAGUUGGUAUGAGGAGUGUUGAGGGGUGGUUUCGACAAAGGAAAGAGGAGGCACCCGAACUGUUUAAGGGAAUGCUGACCAGGAAAUUGAUCGAGGGAGAGAUGAGGAAGAGGGGAUUACAAGUAACCAACGGUGAAGGAAAGGAGGAUGAGGAGGAUGAGGUUAUGAAGAUGAUGGACAACCGAUAA